AUGAAAACCCUAAUGGUUGCGAAGCUGGGUCAGCCGCUUGGGGUGAGCACCUGGCGGCACCUGGCCCAGGCCAUCAUUCGCCAUGGGAUGCAGGAGCAGGUGCCCGAGGAAGGCCCCGGGGAUGACCGGGAUAAUGAGGGCCUCGGGGCCCAGCAGAUGCAUCAUUCCAGAAGAACCGGCCAGCAGAUCUAUGGCCGCCAGCAGGUACAGUUUGGCCAGGUCGGGCCGGAUCACCAGGAGGCCCUGAUCCAGUUCAGCCAGCGCUGGCAUGCCUAUUUAGGGUUAGCACCCGGUCAGAUCAUUCUGGACCGCCUAUUCUAUCCCCAUGCAGAGCAGAGAGGCCCUGGUAUUGAUCCGGAUGGCAACCUGGAUGGCAACCUGGAUAGCAACCUGGAUAGUAACCUGGAUGGCAAUCACAAUAGCAACCAUGAUAUAUAUACUGAGAUCGGCCAGAUCAGAUCCCUGCCCCUGGCCGAGCCGGUGAUUCAAUUCUACUGGCCCCGGGCCAUGGCCACACAGGCCCCGAGGCACCAUGUGACCCUGGGUGAAUUCAAUACAUAUAUCUCACUGGACCAGGGCCCGGGGGCCCUACCGAACCACAGUCCAACCGAACCAGCGGACCCGGACCCGGACCUGGACCAGCUGGACCAGGCCCAGCGCCUGCGGCAGCCGGUCUCGCACCAGGCCUCUACGGCCACCUUACCCCAGGCAAUCCUUAACCGGCUCCUGAAGGAGUUCAUGCAGGAUGAGCAGGCCACAUUCCGCAGCCCGGCCCAGGCCAGGGCCCUGCAUGCUCUACUGACCAAGGUGCCCUACCUGAUCCUGAUCCUCCCAACCGCGGGGGGGAAGACCACCCUCUUUCUGUUGGGAGCCAGCCUGGCCAUAAGCCAGACCACAAUCCUAGUGGCACCCCUGGUAGCCCUGAAGAUGGAUCUCUACCGCAAGGCCCAGGCCCUAGGGCUCUCAGUCCGGAUCUAUGAGGAUGGCCAUGAUCAGGGAUCUAUCCCGAGGAUCCUGCUGGUUUCAAUAGAGUCCCUGGCCAUGCCGCGGUUCUAUAGCUAUACCAGGACCCUAGCAACCCAGGGUCAGCUAGACCGCGUUAUUUUCGAUGAAUGCCAUUUGAUCCCCCUAGCCCAGUCCUACCGUCAGGUGAUGCAUCGGGUCAAGCAGGUCAUGCAGUUGCCAGUCCCCAUGGUCUUCAGCUCAGCCACCCUACCGAAGCAUCUUGAAACAGAGCUCCGCUCUAUGAUAAUGAUCAGUCAGGCCGAGGUGAUCAGGGCCAAUAUUAAUAAGCCUAACCUACAGUAUGGGGUUCAGCUGAUAUCUCAAAACAGUGAAUAUCCAGAGGCACUGAUUCAAUUCAUGAAGCAUUUUGAGUGGACCAAUCAGAAUACUGCAAGGCCUUUGAAGAUUAUUGUAUUCUGCAUGUCCAAGGCCCUCGUCGAGGCCCUCCAUAGCCAAUACCCGGAGACAUAUUACUUCCAUGCAGAUCUGCCUGACCCGGUCAAAUCAGACCAAUUAGACCGCUUCAUUCAGGCAGGUCAGGGUCAGGCAGGUCAGGCAG
Molecule: messenger RNA, 1564 nt
Organism: Aspergillus alliaceus
Lineage: Eukaryota; Fungi; Ascomycota; Eurotiomycetes; Eurotiales; Aspergillaceae
Product: P-loop containing nucleoside triphosphate hydrolase protein
Exons: 1
Biological process (GO): double-strand break repair via homologous recombination
Cellular component (GO): cytoplasm; chromosome
Molecular function (GO): 3'-5' DNA helicase activity; nucleic acid binding; ATP binding
Source: RefSeq, a predicted model, not a curated record